Molecule: messenger RNA, 565 nt
Organism: Dromiciops gliroides (monito del monte)
Lineage: Eukaryota; Metazoa; Chordata; Mammalia; Microbiotheria; Microbiotheriidae
Gene: ATP5IF1
Product: ATP synthase inhibitory factor subunit 1
Exons: 3
Coding region: 72-422 (116 amino acids)
Biological process (GO): negative regulation of ATP-dependent activity
Cellular component (GO): mitochondrion
Molecular function (GO): ATPase inhibitor activity
Source: RefSeq, a predicted model, not a curated record
CGUAGGCGCGACGUACGCUGAAGGUCUCAAGACUGCGGGGAGUUGCUGUCUGAGUAGCAGUUACCGUGAGAAUGGCGUGUACGGCUGUGGCAGCCACCCGACUCGGGCUCGGCCUGUGGGGCGCGAGAACCAUGCAGGCCCGGGGCUACAACUUGGAAUCCCGUCAGUUCAGCAGCAGCCCUGUCGACGACAUCGGCGGCGGUGCCGGUGCCAUUCGGGACGCCGGCGGGGCCUUCGGCAAGAGGGAGAAGGCUGAGGAGGACCGGUAUUUCCGAGAGAAGAGCCGUGAGCAACUGGCAUCCCUGAGGAAACACCAUCAGGAAGAAAUUAUGCACCAUGAGAAGGAGAUACAACGCCUGCAGAAAGAAAUUGAGCGUCAUAAGAGCAAGAUGAAAAAGCUGAAAGAGCAUCAUGAUGAUUAAGCUGCUUUUCUUGUUCAGUGGUCAUCCUUGAUCUAUAUAUGGUAUCAUUGUCCACUACUUUGUGCCCAAUGUGACAUACUCUCUAGCAUGAUAUACUUUUUGCUGUGUACUGCAACUAAAUGGUAAUAAAAUGUGAUCACUGA